Uncinocarpus reesii 1704 is the source of this 2094-nucleotide messenger RNA. RefSeq lists its product as uncharacterized. The transcript is spliced from 2 exons. Gene Ontology annotation, biological process: regulation of transcription by RNA polymerase II. The coding region runs from base 1 to 2094 and encodes 697 amino acids. Gene Ontology annotation, molecular function: DNA-binding transcription factor activity, RNA polymerase II-specific; DNA binding. The record is from RefSeq and is a predicted model, not a curated record. Gene Ontology annotation, cellular component: nucleus; RSC-type complex. NCBI's taxonomy places the organism in Eukaryota, Fungi, Ascomycota, Eurotiomycetes, Onygenales, Onygenaceae.
AUGGAUUAUAUGAACAACCCCUUCGCUUAUGGCGAACACAAUGUUGGCCUUCUUGACCAUCCGCCGAUCGGCUACAGCGUCCCGUUUUCGUUCUCCCAGUGUAACCAGCCAACUGAUCCUUACUUUGCCUCCUACCAUCCCGCCGAAAUUUCCGCGUUUCCCGGUUUCUACGCCCACUCGGGACCCUUUGAAGACUACGACGAGUACGUCGAAAAUCUAUCACGACCUCGCUUAACCAAAGAACAAGUCGAGACUCUGGAGGCGCAAUUUCAGGCUCAGCCGAAACCUACUAGCAAUAUCAAACGUCAGCUAGCUGUACAAACAAAUCUGACUCUACCGCGAGUUGCAAAUUGGUUCCAGAACCGGAGAGCGAAGGAAAAACAACAAAAGCGUCAAGAGGAAUUUAAAAGGAUGCAAGCAAUGAAAGAUUCCGAAAUGCCAAAGGUUGGAGAGUCUUCAACAUCAGAUGGAAAAGAAACCCUUUCUCGGACCGAAGGAAACCAGACUGUGGACAACCUUACCCCCUUGCCUACCAAAUCCCAGUUGUCGACCCAAAACGAUUGCAAUUCUGAUUCGGAGUCACGCAGCGGUUCAUCGACACGGUCUCAUCCUACGUACCAGGAAGACACGAGUGUUUCAGGUCAGAGCUGCGACUCACAUGGCCAAAGCGAAAAAACAAAUACAACAAAAAAGGCUAACGGCGAUUAUGGCUGUUUAGCACGAGAAGACAGUGUGGCGUCAGAGCAGUAUACAAGUAGCUUAGCCACUGAUUUACCCAUUUCGACGCCUUCAACGUGGGAUGUUAUUCAUUCCAGUAAUGCUUCCAGCACAGGAAACAUGGAUGCUAGCCAAUCGUCUAGCUCACCGCAAUGCGAUGACUUCAGCUCGACUACAGGAUGGUCCCAAGAGUCAAGCCAUGUGGGAAAGCCAUUAUUUCGCGUGUCAUACAAUACGUGCGAGCUACCUUCUGAGUUGCCAAAGGAUUCGCUGUAUCCUAAUGGCGGGUCGUUCAUGGAGUCGUACCCAGCGUCAGAAAUCCCCACCUUUGGGGUUUCGGGUUUAGCAGUCAGUCGGCAGGAUACUUGCCCACCGGACCAUAUAGAUCAUUCGGGUCCUGGAAACCAUCUUGAAAGCGUUUCUAUCACCGAGAAGUCCUCAGAGGAAGAAUCGCACGGCCCCAAGAUCUCUCCGUCAAAUACCAGCGUCUUUCCGCAUCGCCGUGAUAAGAAGCUGGAUCUUGCAGCACGUCGAAAACGGCCUCGUCCCGCUGCCAUCGGAAUUGGUGGCCCAAAUCGCGCUUUGAUUGGGCCGUCCUCUAUGUCCCCAACCGCGAGAACACCCUCAUGGGGAGUAUCUCACUCAUUACGACACGCCAAAUCCUCCCAGAGCCUUGGCUCCAACUUAAGCCCGCGAUAUGCGGGAGUUCGUAAAGUUUCGGCUCCGCUCCGUUCGCCUCUUGGAAUGGCAGCUUCACUGGACAUUACUGGGACAUCUUAUCCCGGUGCGGACUUCAUGGUGCCUCCGUUGGUUGCCACAAGCAUGGCACCGCCCACUCCACUAACGCCAGAGGGCCUCCAGUACCUACUUCCCCCAACUCCAAACGAUGUACAAUACUGCCUCUCACCGACCGACGAAAUGCGGUGUCACCGUCCAUUCCCAGUGCAGCAUUAUAUAGAAAAUCAGUCACCCCCAAGAACCCCGCAGCCGCCCAAUGUCUUAUCGCAACUCCAUUACCAAUCCUUGGCCCCAUCCCUAUCUGCAUCUACAGUCUCGACGGUUUAUGAGAAUUAUUCGCUUCCAAUAUCGCAUGAUCUCAUGCAGAAUAAUUUAUGGACCGAACCAGCUUUGGUCCCAGGAAAUAUAUCGAUGCCAGAAAUUCACAUGCCCAAACCGACCUAUAUCUCUCCUGUUGCCCACCAAAGCCACUUUUAUGGCCUACACAUCGCUAAUGGGGAAGAUUUGUCAACCAGUUUUCCGUCAUCUCCGUCGCAACCGACGUCUUCGUCGCUUGCACAGAAGCCCAAUGCUGAAUUAUUGAUCAAGGAUAUUUUCAAUCAGCAGGAAAACCAGGGCCACACAACACCUGCCUUCUGA